CCAUAGCCCGUGCUACUUGCCUCGCUCCUGUGCCAGGUAAGUCCACUACGGGCUCACCAUAGCCCGUGCUACUUGGAACUUGUUCCGAGUAGCUGAAUCUAUAACAAGAACGCAUGACUCGCUGUGUAGUAGUGGGCUACUUUAUCACAAGUUAGCUCCGGCUGCACUUCAAGUAUUGGGCGAGUGUUGCCAAGUUGGAGGUGUUACAUCUCGCUCUGGAUGCUGGAUGGCAGUUUAUGUUAUUUACCUGAAUUUACCCGAGGGCCGAAGACAGGAAGCCGGCGACUUGCCAAAGGUUUUGCCUUAUUAAGGCAAAUGUAAUUGUCUCAAGACACAGUUUACAUGACUGUAGGACCGGCCACACAGCGGCGCCUGUGCAACUGUUGUUGAAUAAUCGGUCAUUAUCAUUAUCAAUAACAGUGACAACCUUUCUAUAUAAGUGACACGAGCGCUUUCCUCUCCUAGUGAUCCAGGUGACCACACCAGAACACACUGAGACUACUACAAAACCCAGUUUAAAGGAAAAUAUCAAGCCUUGAAAAAUCCCGCCCGUUCUAAGAAGCAAAUCAAUGCCAGUCCUUUGAAGGACCAAACCCAGUGCCACAGCAACACUCUGGGCGGUCACCAGUGCCACAGCAACACUCUGGACGGUCACCAGUGCCACAGCAACACUCUGGGCGGUCACCAGUGCCACAGCAACACUCUGGACGGUCACCAGUGCCACAGCAACACUCUGGGCGGUCACCAGUGCCACAGCAACACUCUGGGCGGUCACCAGUGCCACAGCAACACUCUGGGCGGUCACCAGUGCCACAGCAACACUCUGGACGGUCACCAGUGCCACAGCAACACUCUGGACGGUCACCAGUGCAACAGCAACACUCUGGACGGUCACCAGUGCCACAGCAACACUCUGGACGGUCACCAGUGCCACAGCAACACUCUGGACGGUCACCAGUGCCACAGCAACACUGGGCGGUCACCAGUGCCACAGCAACACUGGGCGGUCACCAGUGCCACAGCAACACUCUGGACGGUCACCAGUGCCACAGCAACACUCUGGACGGUCACCAGUGCCACAGCAACACUCUAGGCGGUCACCAGUGCCACAGCAACUCUCUGCCAGGGUUCAAGUCAUCAUGGGCCUCACCAACGAUGACACCAGACCCAAACAUGCUGACAUUGUAAAAGAAGAUGAGGUUGAAACUGGUAAUGAAGCCUCUGCAGUGUUUGACAAUGAAGGUGUGAAUCCUGCAAAUCUUGGGUUUGUAGGAUGUGGAAAUAUGGCUCAAGCCCUUCUGAAUACAUUUAUUAAAAAAGGAUUGGUGGCUCCUACACAUGUAAUUGCAAGUGCACCUUCUGACCGCAAUCUAUUGAAGCUUCACACUUUGGGGGUGAAGACCACCCAUGAUAAUAAUGAAGUUGUGCAGACGUGUGAUGUAAUUUUCUUGUGUGUGAAGCCUCAGUUUCUAACACAAAUGAUAAGUGAAUUGAAUACUCUGGAUACAGGCCACGACCCACUCUUCAUUUCUAUUGUCACAGGUUUUGAUCUGGAAACUUUAGAAAAGAUGCUGAGUAGAUUGGUAAACUGUCCACGUGUAAUUCGAACAAUGCCAAACACUCCAUCAAUGGUUGGACAGGGAUGCUGCUUAUACACCCUUGGCACACACACUUCUUCCGGUGACAGUGCUGUCGUGAGUACAAUGUUUAAAUCUGUUGGAUUCUGUGCCGAAAUUCCUGAGUACCAAAUGGAUGCUGCUUGUGGCUUGGCAGGAUCGGGACCAGCAUAUAUAUAUGUUGCCAUAGAAGCCCUUGCAGAUGGGGGAGUGAAGAUGGGUCUUCCUCGCCAACUAGCCCAGACCAUAGCUGCUCAAAUGGUUAAAGGAGCUGCAACAAUGGUUCUUGAAAGUGGGAAGCAUCCAGGUCAGCUGAAGGAUGAAGUGUGCUCACCAGGAGGCACCACUAUUACAGCCAUGCAUACUUUAGAGGGGAAUGGCUUUAGAAAUGCCCUUGUAUCAGCAGUGGAAGCCUCAUCGUUGCGCUCCAAAGAGUUAGGUAGUAAGAAAUAAAUAUUAGUGCCUCGAGUUUAUUGAUGAAUAAUUCCAGUAUAGCAAAGGAUAAGAUAAAUUAAAUGGCAUCCAUAUAUUCACCAUUCCUCCCAUACACAGCACCAUUAUAUUUAAUGUGUGUACACAGCAGCACAGCUAAAAGCACAGCAUGCAUACAUGGCAGUAGCAGCACAGCUGAGCACACAUACACAGCUGAGCAUAGCAUGUAUAUGAAGCAUUAGAAUCAGCACAGCAUGCAUAUACAGCAGCAGCACAACUGAGCACAGCAUGUAUACAGAGCAGCACCACAACAACUAAGCACAGUACACAUACACAACAGCACAACUGAGACAGCAUGUAUACAGAGUAGCAACCCAACAGCUAGGCACAAUACACAUACACAGCAGCACCCCAACAGCUGGGCACAGUACACAGCAAAACUGAGCACAGCAUGUAUACAGAGCAGCACCCCAACAUUUGAGCACAGUACACAUCAGAAGCACAGCAUGUAUACAUUUGAGCACCCCAACAGUACACAUACAUAGAAGCAGUAGAUCAUCCACUGCCUCUCAGACAAGGCGCGGUGUGUGGUGCUCCUCGCGAGUUGUCGCUUAUAAACAAUGGUACCGUAUUAUUAUUGCUUUUGCUACCAACAUUUUGUUGAGCACUGAUUAUCAUCUACACUUACUGAAUGUACCAGUCCUCCUCUUGGGCUGCUGCUUACACUUCUCUCACAUUCACUCACCAGUUCUUCAAAUUAUCUUGGCCCACAACACCAGCUUAGUUUAUAUACAUUUACACCAUGUCUUCUCAAUGUACCAUUCCUUAGUCUGUCUCCUGCCCCAUCAAAGUCAGAGAGAAGGUAAGUGUGAGAAAUGCCAAAUAUAGGUAUAAUUCAUUUGUUAAAUGUUUAUAUAUAAUCUCACUGCUCUCAUAUAAUGAGAUUUAAUGUUUAAUUACAGUUGCAAUUCAAAAUUGUAUACAAUGAUACAUGUUUAGUUUUGUGAACCUUGUAUGCUUCUUAAUGAAAGACCAUUAUCCAAAUGAUUUACAGUAUACAGUAGUACUGUAUUUGGCUAGUAACAAUGUCACUCCUACUAGGAUGAAGAGGCACGAAUUGUCAGAUCAUUCCACUUGCAUCUUAAUUAUAUCAAAUGUGAAAUUAAAUAUUAAGAUCAAGGCCAAUAAUGGGAUUGUAAAGCCAUGAUCAUAUAAGCACUUGGUAGGUAAUUUAAAAAAAAAAAAGUAAGCAUAUGAAACUUUACCUGUAAAUUGGUACAAACAGUUUAAAAGGUAUGCCCAUAGUUUGAAUUCCUGUUAAAAAUCCACAAUUUUUUUUAUGUAUUUAUAAUGUAAUUAUUUUUACGUUAUAAUAAAAAGCAUUACCUAAUAAAAACAUGUACAGUA
Molecule: messenger RNA, 3455 nt
Organism: Procambarus clarkii (red swamp crayfish)
Lineage: Eukaryota; Metazoa; Arthropoda; Malacostraca; Decapoda; Cambaridae
Source: RefSeq, a predicted model, not a curated record